CUCAACUCGACACAACCUUCCCCGCAAGUACGGAAACUAGUGCCCAGAGGUCCCGCAAUUGGGCUGAUGGGUUCUGAGUUUCGAAACCUGGGCGAAUAAUGUGAAUUUGCCUGAAAUUCCAAAAAGGCUGUGAGCCUUGGCAUUUCUCGGGAUUUUUUUGGCGCAAAUUGAUCGGAAAUCUGUUGGACAGUCGUACGAGCUGUCAUUCGACCACCGAGAAACUUGUGGAAGCCAUAAAAUAAAUAGCCAAUCACAACAUUAUAUGGCUAAAUGGUACUCUUGUAAGGCCAAACCAUAUUAUUGGGUUUACGGAGCGAAUGCAACUACUCAGUUGUGCAGGACUGAGGUCUCGAAGGAAUCGAUUGGCUAGGGUUUAUCCCACGGGAGCUUCGUAUUGAAUCGCUUCUAAUAACGCACCUGUAGGCACUUGUUAACUUGCAUUGCCUGCCUUAAAGCUGUGCACCUAAUAACAGUACGACUCACUCAGUGAAAUUUAAUAAAAACAAAAACUAGACACAAGCAAACAUGGGCUCAUCAAUGAACGUUCUCGACGACGAGUUGAACAUUGUUGUGAUUGGAGCAGGACUUGGUGGACUAGCUGUAGCUUUGGCGUUAAGGACUGCAACAUCAAGACAUGUCAUCACUGUUCUGGAGUCUGCUCCGGCAUUGGCUGAGAUCGGUGCCGGAUUACAAAUAACUCCGAAUGCUGCAAAGUUACUUAUACGAUGGGGUUUGGGAGACCAAUUACAGAAAGUCACCACCGUUCCCGAGCAAUUUACGAUUUACAGAUAUAGCAAUGGCGAAGUCUUAGGCAAACGCGACAACUACGGCGCGGAGAUGCUAGCAAAGUACGGGGCGCCAUUCUGGGACGUCCACAGAGCCGAUCUUCAGAUUGCAAUGUAUGAGCGAGCAAAGAAUCUAGGAAUCAAAUUUCGUUUUUCAGCCCAAGUUGAGAGUUACGAUUUGGCGACUCCAAAGGCAAUUCUUCAGGGCGGAGAGGAAGUCCAUGCUGAUUUGAUAAUUGCUGCAGACGGCUUAUGGUCGCGAUGUCGUUCCAGUAUGCUUGGCUAUAUCGCUUCGCCCACCCCAACCGGCGACCUUGCGUAUAGAAUAGUGCUCAAUUUUGAUCAAGUCAAAGAUCCUGAGGUGCUCCGGUUUCUGUCCAAGCCGCAGGUCCACUUGUGGGCAGGCCCCGAUUGCCAUGCGAUCUACUACCCCCUACGAAACAAUACCAUGUGUAACAUCGUCCUGUUAGUGCCGGACAAUUUACCAGAAAACGUAGCUAGAGCACCGGGGAGCAUAGAUGAGAUGAAGGAAAUUUUUCGCAACUGGGAUCCAAUAUUACAGAAGCUGCUGAGUCUAGUAACGGACGUGGAUAAGUGGAAAUUGAUGCAUCGCGAAGAAAUGGACGCAUGGUCGAAUGAGCAUGCGACCGUCGCCUUCCUAGGUGAUUCAUGCCACCCAAUGCUCCCAUAUAUGGCCCAGGGAGCCAAUUCUUCUAUCGAGGACGGCGCUGCGCUAGGUGUGUUGUUAUCGAAGCUUUCCAAAAAGGAAGACCUAGCUUCUAUUCUACAAGUCUAUCAAGAUCUCCGCAAGCCAAGGAGUACAGCAAUUGCGAAAUCUAGCGAAAAGCAGAGAUACUACAAUCAUCUCCCUGACGGGGCGGAGCAGAAAGUGCGAGAUGCGUUGAUGAAAUCGCAGAUUCAGGAACCGCAACCUGGAUAUCCAUUCUAUUGGAUCGAUCCUCAAAUGCAGUCGUGGGUUUACGGGUAUGACGCAGAUUUAGAGGCACACACUGCAUGGGAUAAAUUUCUGAAAGACUCCAAACAGAAGACACUGCCAGGGGCACAAUUGUAGUGCAAAAACACGACGAAAGGGCUUGGAAUAUAUGGAGAGGAG
Molecule: messenger RNA, 1899 nt
Organism: Pseudogymnoascus verrucosus
Lineage: Eukaryota; Fungi; Ascomycota; Leotiomycetes; Thelebolales; Thelebolaceae
Exons: 8
Coding region: 526-1857 (443 amino acids)
Biological process (GO): secondary metabolite biosynthetic process
Molecular function (GO): monooxygenase activity; FAD binding
Source: RefSeq, a predicted model, not a curated record